Molecule: messenger RNA, 1239 nt
Organism: Colletotrichum abscissum
Lineage: Eukaryota; Fungi; Ascomycota; Sordariomycetes; Glomerellales; Glomerellaceae
Exons: 4
Coding region: 1-1239 (412 amino acids)
Source: RefSeq, a predicted model, not a curated record
AUGAGCGCAUCCAUCCCAAACCUCGACGACACUCCCACCAGGUUCGUCAGGAAUUGGCUCACCUCCCUCCCCUACAACAUCGGCGAGCCUUCCACAACCGACUUCGAAGCCGGUGCGCCGGUCGUGCAAAAUAGGACGAAGAAACGUCACCGAAUUCUUACGCCGCCCGACUCCGUAGACAUGGCACCAUCAUCCCCACUCAAACGGGCGCAACUGGGUGACGAAUCCGAUAGCAUCUCAACCUCGUCAGAUGGCCACGCUUCUGCCACCAGCCUGGAAGCAACACCAAGGGCGAGUCUCCCACAGAGAAUGCCGGUGCUUAGCGAUGCAAGUAGCCAGCUGUCGGGUAGCUCCACGGGGUCUAGAUCGCCGACGAAGAGACGCAGGAGGACAGAUCGAAACCCGCAUAGGGAGAAUAUCGACGAGGCGAAAAGAAUUUGUCCCGAUAUGGAAGAGAUCAGAUAUCCGCUCUACUUCGACGACGCCUCCGUCAGCACAACCGAUGGCUUGUCCCGACGCGUUCUGGGACCGACUCCCACGACACAGCAGGUGACGGAGAUGGUGUCCAGAGCCAAGAUGUGUCGCGACUAUGAGUUCGACGAGGCGGGCUGGAACACCAGUCUUCAUCACCACGUCAUCAAUCUAGCGGUACCGGAGUUUUACCAAGCGACGGGCAAACUUGUCUACAUGAUUCCGUGCACGAGUGCAAACACCCUCCCGGACCUUGUUCAGACGAGCGCAUUUCGGAAAGUCGACUUCUGCCUCUGCAUCGAACCCACUGGUGCCGCCGCCCAAGCCAUCAAUAGAUUGGUGCUGACCGAGACGCCGUCUAUUAACCACACAGAGUACGGCGCCCUGAAAACACGUCCGAUUGGCCUUAGUAUCGAGACGAAGCUCCAGGGUGAAGGCCUAUCGGUCGCUGAGGCCCAGCUCCUGACCUGGCAUGCGAGCCAAUGGCGCAUGCUAGAUCGUCUCAUGGCCGGCACCGUUCCGCGGAUGCCCCUGAUCGAUUUUCUUCCUGGCAUCAUUGUCCAAGGAAACGACUGGUUAUUCGUAGCGAGUACGAGAGAUGGAGAUGAAGUGACGUUGUGGUCGAGUCAGAUGAUUGGCUCGACAAGUGAACCGCUGGGGGUGUAUCAAAUUGUCUGUGUGCUCCAGUUCCUGAUAUCCUGGAUCGAGGACGUUUACUGGCCUUGGUUUCAGCAGGCCGUACUAUGCCUUCCAUCGGAGCCUGUAUAG